Capsella rubella is the source of this 1930-nucleotide messenger RNA. Its product is annotated as putative clathrin assembly protein At1g03050. Gene Ontology annotation, molecular function: phosphatidylinositol-4,5-bisphosphate binding; SNARE binding; 1-phosphatidylinositol binding. Gene Ontology annotation, biological process: clathrin coat assembly; clathrin-dependent endocytosis; vesicle budding from membrane. The record is from RefSeq and is a predicted model, not a curated record. Gene Ontology annotation, cellular component: clathrin-coated vesicle; clathrin-coated pit. The coding region runs from base 104 to 1912 and encodes 602 amino acids. The transcript has 4 exons. Lineage: Eukaryota; Viridiplantae; Streptophyta; Magnoliopsida; Brassicales; Brassicaceae.
UCGUUCUUCCCUUUUCUCUCUUCAACUCUUUUGUCUUUUUUCCUUUUUUCUUUUCUUUAAUUUCCUUUAAUUAAUUACACAUUGUACUAAUUAAUCGUAAUAAAUGGGUUCGAGUAAACUUAAACGAGCCAUUGGAGCCGUUAAGGACCAAACCAGCGUCGGUCUAGCCAAAGUCAACGGUCGAAGCGCUUCUCUAUCAGAGCUUGACGUAGCCAUCGUCAAAGCGACUCGUCACGAAGAGUUCCCUGCUGAAGAGAAAUACAUCAGAGAGAUUCUUAGCCUGACUUCUUACUCACGCAGUUACAUCAACGCUUGCGUUAACACCCUCUCCAGACGCCUUAACAAAACCAAAUGCUGGACCGUCGCUCUCAAAACCUUGAUUUUGAUCCAACGCCUCUUGGGAGAAGGAGAUCAAGCCUACGAGCAAGAGAUCUUCUUCGCCACCCGCCGUGGGACUAGGCUUCUCAACAUGUCUGAUUUUAGGGAUGUUUCCAGGUCUAAUUCUUGGGAUUACUCUGCUUUUGUAAGGACUUACGCCUUGUACCUUGACGAGAGGCUUGAUUUCAGGAUGCAAGCUAAACACGGGAAACGCGGAGUUUACUGCGUUGGAGGAGAAACCGAGGAAGAUGAGCAAGAUCAAGCCGCGGCUGAUCUCUCCACGGCUAUCGUGGUCAGGUCACAACCCAUCGCCGAGAUGAAAACAGAGCAGAUUUUCACCAGAGUUCAACAUUUGCAGCAGCUUCUUGACCGUUUCUUGGCUUGUCGUCCAACAGGUAAUGCGAGGAACAACAGAGUUGUAAUUGUGGCUCUGUAUCCGAUAGUGAAGGAGAGUUAUCAGAUAUAUUACGAUGUAACAGAGAUCAUGGGGAUUUUGAUCGAUCGAUUCAUGGAGUUAGAUAUUCCUGAUUCCAUCAAGGUCUAUGACAUUUUCUGCCGGGUUUCGAAACAGUUUGAAGAGCUCGAUCAGUUCUACUCAUGGUGUAAGAACAUGGGGAUCGCACGGUCCUCUGAGUAUCCAGAGGUAGAGAAGAUCACACAGAAGAAGCUUGAUCUCAUGGAUGAGUUUAUAAGAGACAAAUCUGCUCUAGAACAGACCAAGAAUUCAAAAUCUGUCAAAUCUGAGGCCGAUGAAGAAGAUGAUGAUGAGAGAACACAGGAAGUGAAUGAAGAGCAAGAAGAUAUGAAUGCAAUCAAGGCCUUACCCGAACCUCCAUCAAAAGAAGAAGAAGAAGACGAAAAGCCUGAGGAAGAAGCAAAGGAAGAAGUGAUCAUAGAGAAGAAACAAGAAGAAAUGGGUGAUUUACUGGAUCUUGGUAAUGCAAACGGCGGUGAAGCAGCAGAAGCUGGAGAUAGCUUGGCACUGGCUUUAUUUGACGGGCCAUACGCGAGCGGUUCAGGUUCAGAGUCUGGCCCAGGAUGGGAAGCGUUUAAGGAUGAUUCCGCGGAUUGGGAAACAGCUUUGGUGCAAACAGCAACAAAAUUGUCCGGACAAAAGUCGGAACUCGGAGGAGGCUUUGAUAUGUUGUUGCUUAACGGAAUGUAUCAGCAUGGCGCUGUAAACGCAGCCGUGAAAACAUCGACGGCUUAUGGAGCCAGCGGAAGCGCAAGCAGUAUGGCAUUUGGUUCCGCAGGAAGACCAGCAGCAACUAUGCUGGCACUUCCAGCACCAGCAACGGCAAACGGAAACAGCGGAAACAAUAACAGUCCGGUUCCCAUGGAUCCAUUUGCAGCGUCAUUGGAGGUUGCGCCGCCACCAUACGUGCAAAUGAAUGACAUGGAGAAGAAACAGAGGAUGUUGAUGGAAGAACAGAUGAUGUGGGACCAAUACUCUAGAGAUGGACGACAAGGACACAUGAAUCUAAGGCAAAACCAAAACCAAAACCAACCUUACUCUUACACACCUCAAUACUGAUUGUGAGACGUAGAUGGA